Eremothecium sinecaudum is the source of this 1308-nucleotide messenger RNA. It is a transcript of the gene RSM23, whose product is annotated as mitochondrial 37S ribosomal protein mS29. Bases 1 to 1308 code for a protein of 435 amino acids. The transcript has a single exon. Gene Ontology annotation, biological process: mitochondrial translation. NCBI's taxonomy places the organism in Eukaryota, Fungi, Ascomycota, Saccharomycetes, Saccharomycetales, Saccharomycetaceae. Gene Ontology annotation, molecular function: structural constituent of ribosome. The record is from RefSeq and is a predicted model, not a curated record. Gene Ontology annotation, cellular component: mitochondrial small ribosomal subunit.
AUGUUUGGCCAUCAGGUUAGAUGCUUAUCAACUAAACCGUUGUUUGCGGCUGCGGGUAAGAAAGUUAGUCAGAAACCAGGCUAUCUUAAGAAUAAUGGGCCUGCUCCACCAAAAAAAGGAAACUCAAAUGCUAUGACCCAGAAUUGGAAACGAGUCAUAGCAACCUCAAAAUUCAACUCUAAUGCGGAAUCUGUAUCUUUGCCAAAAUUAGAUCUGGAUAAUAUCAAAGAUGAAGUGGUCACCUACACUGAUAAACAAUAUAACUUCCUUCGCCGUCUGGGAUCUUUCAAAAUGGAUCAGUUUCAUGAGUUAUUUCAAAGGCCAAUCGUUUUAACAACUAAGAGGAUAACAGAGAGGUUUUUGCAAGAACUGGAAUCAUCGACGACUAAAAGAUUCAUUAUUACUGGUGAGCCAGGUGUGGGGAAAUCCACGUUAUUAGCACAAGUACAUGUACAUGCACUAAAAAAGGGAGCUAUAGUACUAGAAUUUCCUUAUCCCGAAUUAUUUACUAGUGGUAGAAACGACUUUUUCUAUGAUGGCACCAAAUAUAUUCAACCAACGUACUUGAAGAUAUUACUGACUAAGUUGCGUGACGCUAACGAUCGCUCUAUUCUCGCUUCCCUUAAGCUAAAAAACAGUUACAGGUUCCCUGUUGUUUCAGGUCGGGAUGGUGUAGUUACGCAUACAGCAAAGUUAGAUGCAGGGACGAGCACACUUCUACAACUGGUGUCUGUCAAUACUGAAUCAAAAAGCAGGGGUAAACUAUUUGCAGCUGUGUUUACUGAGCUUGUCUCACAGAACUAUGUGCCUGUUUAUUUCACUGUUGAUAACUUUUCCAGGAUCUCAUCUUCUCCAUAUACCUACUACAAAAAUGCCAUCAACCAAUAUGUUCAUCUUUUACAAUUUCAAGUUGCUAAGACAAUCUUUAACCUUGUUGGUGGCAAAGUCCAGGCACAACAUAAGGACAGUUGCGUCAUCGUGGCAAAUUCAGGCGUCGAUAGAGUUACUAGGACUCUUAACGUUGCUACAGAAAAAGAUGAAGAAGAAGUUUCAUACAUGCUUCCUCAACAUUACGAUCCACUAAUUGCCAACUACCUACAGCAAGGUGGAAUCACUGAAUUCAGAGUCCCUAAACUUAAUAAAACAGAACUAGGCACUUUGCUUCAGUUUUACUCUAAAAGUAAAAUACUGAGGGAAACAUAUUCAAGUCAAAAGUCUAUGGACCAGAUAGUGGACGAACAAUACUUUAUUAGUGGAAACGGUAACCCUAGAGAGUUACUAAAAAGCAUUACCCUGAAUCCAAAAUAG